AUGUAUUUGAUGAGUUUGCAACAAAGACCCAAUGAAACCCUAAAGCAGUACACCGAGCGAUUUCGAACCGCCACGCAAGAAGUAAGAGACCUCCCGGUUGGAUUAGCAGCAUCGGCCUUACUAAAUGGAACCACAUAUGCCCCGCUUAAAAGAUCCCUAGCAUUUUCUGAGCCAGAUUCGAUGACCGAUUUGUUUGCCCGAGCAGAACAAUUUGUCGUACAAAUGGAAAUCCUUGAAGCUUGGGAAGGAAAGAGAAAAGGGAGGCAAAACGACGUUGGAACAGACAGGGUUACGAAGAUACAAAGGAGAGAUGAGCCCUCAAAGAUGCAAUUCCGGAAUUUCACCCCCCUCACUGAGCCAAGGGCGGCUAUCCUUUCAUCCAUUGCCCACACAGGACUCAUUAACUUUCCCCCACAUACUAGCCAACCUCUGGGCAAGAACAUGGAUGCUUUUUGCAAGUUUCACGAGUCCUCGGGGCAUACUACAGAGCAGUGCCGGGAGCUACGCAACCAGAUUGAGCAACUGAUUAGAGAAGGGAAGCUUGACCGAUUUAUAUUGGAUAAGCCAAAAAAUCAACAGAACAGGGGGGACAGGUACAAGAGGGAUAAUCAGAAAAGGCCUCCCCGUCCUAACAAUGAUGCCUCAAACAGAAGAGAGAACCAACAACCUCAACAGAAAGAAGGAGGAAGAAACAAUCAGAGAGGAGAUGAAGCAGGGCCGAGCACCGAAGAUAAUGACAAUGAACCCACUAUGGAAAGGAUACACAUGAUCUCGAGAGGUGAAAAUUUAGCGGGAGAUUCCUCUUCUGCAAGAAAGGCAUACGCACGACAAGCAUUACACGUAAACUCGGUUGCGAAAAUUCAAGAAGACGAAGACCCCAUUAUUUUCACACCUGAGGACCAGGGGGAUGUACUGCUCCCCCAUGAUGAUCCUUUGGUUAUCUCUGCCGUAAUUGCUAAGCACCCCAUUGAAAGAAUACUGGUGGAUAGCGGGAGCUUUGUUAAUCUGUUGUACUGGAAUUGCUUUGAAAAGAUGUGUAUCGCCCAUGACCGAUUAAAGACAGUUGCUUCACCUCUAUACAGUUUCACAGGGGAGGCGAUGCCGGUGGUCGGAUCAGUACAGUUGCCCAUUACACUCGGGGAACACCCCCAAGUGAUCACCCGACAAGUUAACUUCAUGGUAGUCAAGACUUUUUCUCCUGCCUACAACGUGAUCCUAGGACGUUCCCUCAUUAAUGCUAUGAGAGCUUCCAUCUCCCCAGGAUAUUUGCUAAUGAAAUUCCCCACACCACAAGGGGUAGGUCAGGUGAGAGGUAAUCAGAAACAAGCCAGAGUAUGCUACGUAAGCUCUACAAGAGGCGCCAAAGGGAAGGAGAAAACAAUAACUGAAGAAACCAUAAUGAUUAGUGAGCAAACUCUUGAGGUUAACAAGCCCCAGCCAGUGGAAACGUUGAAGUUAUCCCCCUAA
Diospyros lotus (date-plum) is the source of this 1467-nucleotide messenger RNA. RefSeq lists its product as uncharacterized. The transcript has a single exon. The record is from RefSeq and is a predicted model, not a curated record. The coding region runs from base 1 to 1467 and encodes 488 amino acids. NCBI's taxonomy places the organism in Eukaryota, Viridiplantae, Streptophyta, Magnoliopsida, Ericales, Ebenaceae.